Molecule: messenger RNA, 1233 nt
Organism: Trametes versicolor FP-101664 SS1
Lineage: Eukaryota; Fungi; Basidiomycota; Agaricomycetes; Polyporales; Polyporaceae
Product: Nep1-domain-containing protein
Exons: 6
Coding region: 158-925 (255 amino acids)
Biological process (GO): rRNA base methylation
Cellular component (GO): small-subunit processome; nucleolus
Molecular function (GO): rRNA binding; rRNA (pseudouridine) methyltransferase activity
Source: RefSeq, a predicted model, not a curated record
UGCCAUGCAGAUCGACGCUCCCACAGCUAUCCGCUCUUCCCCAAACGCCACCACCACCCUUUCCGCCCAAGCUGCUCCUGCCGUCCUAGCGGACUCGAAAAAUAACAUCGCGACCGAGCGCCCGACAAAACCCCUCCCUACGUCCAAGGCGCGAAAAAUGCAGCAGACACAGCAGUCGAACAACCCCCUUUUGCAGCAGGCGAACCCGCUCAUGCUCCCCGUCCAGGCGCACGUUGCGCGCGGUGGACCGGCGUCGACAACGCGCAAGCUGUAUGUUGUGCUCGAGCAGGCGUGUUUGGAAGCGUACAGAGUCAGCACGGCGGGCAGGACCAAGAACGGCAGGGACGGCGACGUGAAAUAUGCGCUCCUCAACUGCGACGACCACCAGGGCAUUUUGGCGAAGACUGGCAGGGACAUCGCGGACGCACGCCCCGAUAUCACGCACCAGUGCUUAUUGACGCUGCUCGACUCGCCCCUAAACAAGGCGGGCCUCCUGCAAGUGUACAUCCACACCGCCAAGGGCGUCCUCAUCGAGGUCAACCCGCACGUACGGAUCCCGCGGACGUUCAAGCGGUUCAGCGGCCUGAUGGUACAAUUGCUGCACAAGCUGUCAAUUCGGGGAGUCAAUGGCCCGGAGAAACUUCUCAAAGUGAUCAAGAAUCCCGUAACAGAACACCUCCCCGCGAACACGAUCAAGCUCACCCUCUCUGGUGAUGCACCUGUUCAGCGGCUGUCGAAGUAUCUGCCUACGCUGCCGGAGACACAUAAUAUCGCGAUAUUUAUCGGUGCGAUGGCAAGAGGAAAAGACGACUUUGCGGACGGCGUCGUGGACGAGAAGAUUGGUAUCAGCGAGUACCCGCUAAGCGCGUCGGUAGCGUGCAGCAAGUUCUGUUGCGCGCUGGAGGAGCUUUGGGACAUCGUUUGAGCGCGUCGUUGCGCUCGCAGACGUCCCGCGCGCCCUCCUUCUCUUGAUUUUGACUUGGUUAAUGUCGGGUUUGGCCAUCUGAUUGCAUAACUGUUUUUACAUCUCACAUCUCAUGACGCUCCCUCCCAAUGCUCCCCUGCAUUUCAACCUGCAUCUGUUCCCCUGCUCCAUCCAAACCCAAAACACCACCCCCAUCCCCAUCACCCCCCGCAUCCCCCUCAUGACACACCAAGCUGGUGACUGCCGCCCGCGCGGUCCAGAUAGAGUACGACCACGGCGCGCUGCCGGCUAUUUCAUCCCACCCAACC